UGACACUUAAAGAAACAUGGCAUCUCACUCCGACUCUAAGCAAAACUUCGGGGAGGCCAUUUCCGACACAACUUCAAGCGUUCAACAUGCUAAUCAAUCCGUUGAAGCAUUGAUGGGUCAACUAGUUGAUGGAGUAGAUGGACGGCCUAGAAAGGUGGACGAAUUUCAAAGACAGGAACUCAUUUAUUUGACUAUACAGCUAAAAGAUUUGGGAGAUAAAUCAGAGAAAUUUCAAAAUGAUGCGCAGGAGGCUUAUGGUUUCAAUACAGUUGAACUGCGUUUUCCUAGAGGAAGAGCACGAGAUAGUGGUUACGGAUCUAAAUCAAUUGCACAGGGAAGUAAGAUAUCGGAUACUUCUUCAAGUAGACAAUCUGAUGUCAAGAUAAAAUCCGAUUCGUCACUUUCCAAAGAGGAAACUGCUAGAAAAAUACCUUCAAACUCCAAUGGACCCAGUCCCUUAACAGAUAAUCAUACUACAAAGGACACGACAAUGCCGUCCUUUUACCUCAAGACUCCACCCACAUCAUCUACAUCACUUGCCACUGAAGAUCCCGACAACCCCACAAAAGAUCUUCCGAAUUCAACACCUGAAGAACCGAGUGUGUCAGACAAUUUUGGAGUACCUGUUGAAAAGAUCAAUAAUCUCUCUAAACCCCCAUCUGAAGAGGAUAACCUUAAACAACCAUUCUAAAAUGAACAUGGUUGGUAAUCAAGCAUUCUAAAAUUAAUUUGUUUGGUAAUCAAGCAUUCUGAAAUGAACAUACUUUUUUGAAAUCGAACAUUUUGAAAUGAACAUGUUUUGCAAUCAAGUAUUCUUUUAUGAGUAUAUAUUGUAAUCAAGCAUUAAAAAAUGAACAAGUUCAGUAAUCAAGCCUUUUAAAAUUAACAUGUUUGGUUAUCAAGCAAUUUAAGAUGAAUAUGUUUGUUAAUCAACCAUGCUUUUAUGAACAUGUUUUGGUGAUUAAUCAUACUAUUAUGAUCAUGUUUGGUUAUCAACAGUACUUUUAUGAACAUAUUUUGGUGAUUAAUCAUACUAUUAUGAGCAUGUUUGGUUAUCAACAGUACUUUUAUGAACAUGUUUUGGUGAUUAAUCAUACUAUUAUGAGCAUGUUUGGUUAUCAACAGUACUUUUAUGAACAUGUUUUGGUGAUUAAUCAUACUAUUAUGAGCAUGUUUGGUUAUCAACCGUGCUUUUAUGAACAUGUUUUGGUAAUCAACCAUGCUUUUAUGAACAUGUUUUGGUAAUCAACCGUGCUUUUGUGAAAAUGUUUGGUAAUCAACCAUGCUUUUAUGAACAUGUUUUGGUAAUCAACCAUGCUUUUAUGAACAUGUUUUGGUAAUCAACCAUGCUUUUAUGAACAUGUUUGGUAAUCAACCAUGCUUUUAUGAACAUGUUUUGGUAAUCAACCAUGCUUUUAUGAACAUGUUUUGGUAAUCAACCAUGCUUUUGUGAACAUGUUUUGGUAAUCAACCAUGCUUUUAUGAACAUGUUUUGGUAAUCAACCAUGCUUUUAUGAACAUGUUUGGUAAUCAACCAUGCUUUUAUGAACAUGUUUGGUAAUCAACCAUGCUUUUAUGAACAUGUUUGAUAAUCAACCAUGCUUUUAUGAACAUGUUUGGUAAUAACUGAUACGAUUAACUAAUUACAUGAAUGAUAAUUUCAUGUUUUCAUUCAUGUUUACGUUUUUCUAUUCUAAAACGUUUUGGAAUGAUAGUUGACUUGUACGCACGCUAUCAAAUACCUGUAAGUUAAACGUGUAUUAUUCAAAAUUAACCUUUUGUUACGACAUUCCACGAUCAAUGUACAGGAAAUUUAUUAUAAUCUUUAGGAUGUGUUUUUAUUUAAAGCUGCAUUGUUUCUAGAAGAGCCAAAUUACUUUUAAAAAAAUCAAACUUGAGAAACAUGUACUUAGAUUUUAAGAAAAGGAAAACGAUUCAAGAUUCAACUUAUAAUUUACAUGUUAUGUGCAAUUAAAAGACUGAUUUCGCAGCAUCUUUCACCGUAUUUAUAUUGCGUGACUAACGCAGUAAGGGCUAUUUUUGCAUAUUGUGACCGCUUUUUGGUAAUUUACGUGGAUUAUAAGUGCCGUUGCAAAGUACAAAAUACUUUCUUUGUCUACUCUCAAUAUUUAACUUUUACAAAUAUUUUCAAAAUUUUCAUGAAAAUCAGCAUGAAUCUGGAGGCAUGCUGCUUUUUCUAAAGAUUUAAAGAUUUAAAUGCAACCUGAUGUAAAGUUUGGAACGACGGUUUCAAAUUUUGUCAACUACCAGAUAAUAUUGAGAUUUGUGAACCCUGCGGUAAACCAUGACAAAAAUAAAUAAAUAAAUAAAUAAAUAAAUAAAUAAAUAAAUAAAUAAAUGAAUGAAUGAAUGAAUGAAUGAAUGAAUGAAUGAAUGAAUGAAUGAAUGAAGGAAUGAACGAACGAACGAACGAACGAAUGCACGCACGAACGCAUGAACGAACGUAUAAAUAAAAUAAAUAAAUAAAUAAUUAAAUAAAUAAAUGAAUAAAAAUAAAUAUAAAUUCAUAAGAAAAAUGAACAAUUUGCUAACCUUGCGGCUUACCGGAAGUUAUAAAAAUAAAUUGUACUAUUAAACGUGUAAAUAUUUGCUGAGUCUAUAUAAACGGUUAUCUGACACUAAACUUAUUAAACAAGCUUAAAUGAUUUAUCAAUACUGCACUUGAUCAGGAAGUUGAUAUUAAAAAAUUGAAAGAAAACGUACAAAACACAUUAUUUAUUUAAAUAUAUUGUGAAAGAAUUUGAAUAAAUGAUAUGAAGUCAAAAUUCUGCUGUAUUUAUAAUAUAUUCUUUUCAUACAGUUUCAUCAAAAUAUGAAAAACAACAAAUAAAAGCAGCAGCAACAGCAAGUAGCAGAAAUAUUAGCGCAAAAACAACAACAACAACAAAAAUAAAUAAUAAAAAAAUAAAUGAAUAAAAUAAAACACUACCAACAUCAGCUAAACAAAAAACAACAACAACAAAAAAACACCACCAACAACAACAACAAAACAAACAAAGAAUGUAGCGACAAAAUUUUAUUUUCUGAGUUCAAAGAUAUUAUUUCUCUCAAUUUAAUGUAGGUUCAAAACGAGUAUUCAGUGUUCUAAAAGUUGAUAAUCUGUCGAACGUUUCAUAUUUGUAGUGUAAGUUUGUAAAUAUGUCAUUUUUUUCUUCAUUUUGUAAAUUUUCUUCCGGAGUUCUGUAUAGUUGCAAAGACUUUCGUAUGUUUUUUCCACUCCAUACAUGUAUAUUCUACUAAUUCUGGCAAACACAUAAUAAAUCAAUGCAAUCACUGACAGCGUAUUGAUUAAAUAAACCAGAGACAUAGAUAAUAUCUAUGUCUCUGAAUAAACUGACAUUUUCAAAGUGCAAUAUAUGUCAUAUAAUUAUGUAUGCAUAUAAUUAUGUUCUACAUUAAUUGCUAAUGUUUACCUUUGAAACACGUGCAUUUAAUAAAACACAGUUUAUUAUUACAAAAUAUAUGUUUAUUCAUUUGUAUUUCGAUAUGUUUAUAUAUUUAUUUAUGUAAUAUAAAAUAUGUUUUGGUAAAAUAAGUCUGUAAAAUGUAAUAGCUUUAAUUCAAACAGUGUCGGCAGAAUCAUAAUGAAGAGUAGCAGUGUGAGUAAAUAGAAGAAUGAAAGUAUAAUUUUGUAAGAAAAUGAACAGUAUUUGCUAUAUAUUGUAUUAAAUAUAAAUGCAUGUAAAGUAUUAUUUUGAGUAAAUGCAUUAGUUCAACUGUGCAAUGCCUUUUUUGAAUAUGUUUGAAUCAUAAAGCAAUGUUAUACUAUUUGGUUUAUUUUUAUUUCAUUGACAUAUUUGACUACACAUAAUUAUUCUAUUUCAUAGUUUUUAACUCAUUAAAUGCAUUUUAAAAGGUGUACUUUCAUUUUAA
Messenger RNA from Ruditapes philippinarum (Manila clam), 3894 nucleotides. RefSeq lists its product as uncharacterized. Bases 17 to 691 code for a protein of 224 amino acids. The record is from RefSeq and is a predicted model, not a curated record. The transcript has 5 exons. Lineage: Eukaryota; Metazoa; Mollusca; Bivalvia; Venerida; Veneridae.